ACAAGAACAAAAAGGAAAAAGAGAAGAAAGUCACUGAAAUAAGGCCUGCCCAUCCUUGGACAGCGGUCUCGGAUUGGAGCCUUGGCUAUGGAGUCAUCUUUGGUAGAAAGUACUUUACUCCCAAGGUGUACUUUUCGACACGAAUUCAGAUUAGUCGAGCUCCAAAGUGGAUACUAAUUACCUAGUGAGAUACCAAAUGAAAAAAGCCAAUGCUCUUGUAGCAAAUUUGAAAUUUGUAGCAAUAUACUUAUCCUAGUGGGCAAUUAGCAUGAAUGCAUGAUCUACUCCUCAAAGCUAGAAAAUAAAGAAAAAAAGAAGAAAAAUCCCCAAGUAAUAACCCAUUCCACGCAUGAAGAAGGGGUGCAAAACCAAAUGAACUCGGAUGGUGGGUUGAAAAUGAGAAAAUCAUGCAUGCAAAACAAUAGUCUUUUAAAGGUAGCUGCUUUGCCUUUCCUUUAAUGUUCAAUACACCAUAUCUCUAGUAAUGGCAACCAUGUUAACCUUCAUUGCCCUCUCUUUUAUCACUACAUGGGAGCCCUUCAUGGCAAAUGCAAAAAUCUUCAUAGUUCUAAUGAAAGAUGCCCCUUUUGUAUCUACAAAAUCAAAGAAUUUUGAAGAUAUUGAUACAUACAAAGAAAACAUGAGAAAACAACAUGACAUGCUUCUAGGAUCUCUCCUAGAAAGAAGUGUGUAUACCAAAGUUUACAGCUAUACUCAUUUGAUCAAUGGAUUUGCCAUCCAUCUGACAUCUGCUGAGGCCCUUGAUAUUCUGCAGAAUGCAGAAGGCGUUAGAGCCAUUUAUGAAGAUGUGAAGAUGAAGAAGUUGACAACACAUACACCUGACUUUUUAGGACUUCGUGCUGGUGUCUGGCCGAAAUUAGGUGGCCCUAUGGCUUCAGGAGCAGGCGUUGUGAUUGGUCUGAUUGACACUGGAAUCAAUCCAUUCCAUCCGAGUUUUUUAUCUCAAGCAUCAAAUGGUGCUGGAAAGGGUACAGUUGUGAAAAGUGGAAAAUUCAAAGGGAAGUGUGUCACGGGGGAUAGAUUUCCAGAAAUAGCCUGCAACAACAAGAUAGUUGGAGCACAAUAUUUUGCAAGAGCUGCAACUGCUGCUGGAGAAUUUAACACCUCUCGUGACUAUGCUUCCCCUUUUGAUGCUGAUGGACAUGGAAGCCAUACAGCAUCAACUGCAGCAGGAAAUCAUCAUGUUCCUGUCAUCGUCAACCAUUUCAACUAUGGCUACGCAAGUGGUAUGGCUCCAGGAGCAGGGAUUGCUGUGUAUAAGGCCAUGUACUCUUUUGGAGGUUUCAUGUCAGAUGUUGUGGCUGCAGUAGAUCAGGCAGUUGAAGAUGGAGUGGAUAUACUAAGCCUUUCUGUAGGGCCAGCAAGUGUUCCUUCCGGUCCUUCUGCUUUCCUCAAUGUUCUGGAAAUGCAGCUUUUAUUUGCAACAAGAGCUGGUGUGCUGGUUGUUCAAGCUGCUGGAAAUGGCGGUCCUUCUUCAACUUCCAUUCUUUCCUUUAGUCCAUGGAUCACAAGUGUUGCUGCCUCUACUACAGAUCGUAGAUAUAACAAUUCAAUUGUUCUAGGCAAUGAACAUAGCUUCUCUGGCAGUGGCCUUUCACCCCCAACGCUUUCAGGAGUGUAUUUCCCACUUGCUGCUGCAUCUGAUGUUUGUAAAGGGAACACUACUUCUGCUCUCUUGACAGUAGAGAGCUGCCAGGAGACAGAACCAUUUGUUCGAACUUUGGUUCAUGGGAAGAUAGUAAUAUGCACGUAUACCUUUGAUUUUGAAUCAGAGGCAGCAAGCAUAGCCACUGUUGCUGAUACAAUACAAAAAAUCGGGGCUGCUGGAUUUGUACUGACAAUGGACCCUGAUAUUGGUUCUGAACAAAUUAAGGGAGCUACUAUGACUUUGUCGGUACCUGGUCUAAUCUUAAACAACAUGGAAGCCUCCACGGCUCUGCGCGAAUACUAUAACUCGAACACAUUAAGAAGUAGAAGCGGAAAGGCUAUUAGUUUCAGAGCUACAGCAAGAAUUUUAGACGGGAGAGAAGCUAGUUAUACGAGGCAGGAUCCAGUUGUGGCAUCGUAUUCAUCUAGAGGUCCUGAUGUGAACAAUGCACUCUUAGACGCCGCUGACGUCCUUAAACCAAACAUCAUGGCUCCGGGAUCCUCGAUAUGGGCUUCCUGGAGCCCUGCUAGUGAAGGAGAUCAAUACAUCAAAGGACAGAAUUUUGCACUAUUAUCUGGAACGAGCAUGGCUACUCCACACAUUGCUGGAAUUGCUGCUCUGAUAAAACAAAAGCAUCCCGGGUGGAGUCCUGCAGCCAUUACAUCUGCAAUGAUGACAACUGCAGAUGUAACUGGCCGCUCUAGCACCCCAAUUUUAGCCCAACAAACCAACCAGCUGUCUCCAGCUACUCCGUUUGAUUUUGGAGCCGGACUUGUCAAUCCAUCUCGAGCCAUUGAUCCUGGACUUGUUUUUAAGGCAAGUUUUAAACACUACGUGCUAUUUUUAUGCUCAGUUCCAGGAGUCGAUGAAAUGUCUGUAAGACGAGCAGUUGGAGUUGGAUGUCCGAAUAAGAAAAAAGCAUGGUGCUCAGAUUUAAACACGCCAAGUGUGACAAUUUCAAAUUUGGUAGGCUCGAGAAAUGUGAUCAGGAGGGUGACUAACGUGGGAGGUGUAGAUGAAAAAUAUGAGGUGAUCGUGCAAGAGCCUCUAGGUGUGAGUGUUUCUGUAACACCAAAAGUGUUUAAGAUCAUUGCAAAUGCUUCAAGACAUAUUAACAUUGUCCUAAAUGCAACUCAAACAACCAAUGUUUACUCAUUCGGCGAAAUCGUGUUCCAAGGUAACAAAAAGCACACGGUUCGCGUGCCUUUAGCUGUGUUUGUAAGCAGCACUUUACAGUGAUGAUGCUCUUGUAUAUAUCUUCAAUAAAUAAAGUUUUGCAUUUUAGCAUACACUGUAAUCAGACUAAGAUUGACUGUAAUGCAGUUUACCUAAAUUAGCGAAAUUCAUUCAGGUGACCUUCUUCUAAAUAGGGGAAAGAAAAAGAAGUAAAAUGAAAU
Lycium ferocissimum is the source of this 3066-nucleotide messenger RNA. Its product is annotated as subtilisin-like protease SBT2.5. Gene Ontology annotation, molecular function: serine-type endopeptidase activity. The transcript has 9 exons. Bases 485 to 2908 code for a protein of 807 amino acids. The record is from RefSeq and is a predicted model, not a curated record. Gene Ontology annotation, biological process: proteolysis. NCBI's taxonomy places the organism in Eukaryota, Viridiplantae, Streptophyta, Magnoliopsida, Solanales, Solanaceae.